Messenger RNA from Peronospora farinosa, 7428 nucleotides. Lineage: Eukaryota; Oomycota; Peronosporomycetes; Peronosporales; Peronosporaceae. The record is from the annotation of a GenBank genome assembly.
AUGAAGCGAGGGCGAGUAGCGACUCGCGGUUCGACGCGCCAUGCGCUGAGGCGUAAGAACGUAGUAGUGGAUGAAGACGAUGAGGAAGAAGGAGAGGAUAUGCGUCAAGAAGAGGAAGAGGAAGAGGAAGAAGAAACGAAGAAGACGCCACCGUUAAAGUUGACGCGUGCGCAGACCAGGAAACAGGAGGAAGAGGCCAAAAAGAACAGAAAAAAUGGCAGGAAGAAGAGAAAAGAGGAAAGAGAAGAAGAAGACGAUGAAGAUGAUGAAGAAAUGGAGGAAGAUGAAGAGGAGGAAGAGGACGAGGAAGAGGAAGAAGAGGAAGAGGAGGAAGAGGCUGACGUUGAGGAAAGACACAGAGGGACCCGCGAACGUAGAAGCAAUAAACCGCAAUUAAGAGGAACACAACGUCCUUUGAGAAAGAAACAGCGAUGCAAGAUCAUUGUUUCGGAAGACGAAGAGGAGGAGGAAGAGCAAGAAGAGCAAGAAGAGCAGGAAGAGCAAGAAGAGGAAGAAGAAGAAGAAGAAGAAGAGGAAGAGGAAGAGGAAGAGGAAGAGGAAGAGGAAGAGGAAGAGGAAGAGGAAGAAGACGAGGAAGAGGAUGAUGAUGAAAUGGCGAAGAAAGCGACACCUCAGAAAAGAAAGAUGCAAAUGCGAAAUGGAGAGAAAAUGGCCAUGCUGGGGCGAAAGACGAGGGCAAAAAUAGUUGCGGCGUCGGGAAGUAAACAUCCGACAAAAAUAGUAAGACGACAAAUUCAGAAGAAGGCUGAAGAGAGUACCGAAAGUGAGGGACAGGAAGAGCAAAGUCAGGAGGAAAGUGCCAAGAGUGAAAGUAAGGAAGAGGACAAAUUGGGAAGUGAACCGUCUUCUGCAGCUACGACGCCGUCGUCAUCUCCUGCGAAGCGCAAGGGAUUGUCAAUUAACACACUGGUGAACGAUGCAGAUGAGGAGGAAGACCAUGUCGAGCAAGCAGAUGUUAGCAUGACAUUAGCACCGGCAUCCGCGUUAAAUGCUGGAACGAAGAAUGCUACUGAAGUUCCAGAUCAACACUUUCGUGAGGUGCUGAGUAAAGCCACUUCCGCGCCAAAGUUAAUGGAGGUUAUGACAGAAGCAUGUGGCCGGCUGGUCCGAGAGGGGAGGCCACCAAGCCGACUAUUUUCUGUAUGCUUGCUAGGUGCUGUGAAGGAAGACCCUAAGAGAUUUAAACAUCCUGCGAUGCUCAAGUAUCUGCUGCGGUUACUCCGGUCGAAGCACUACAUAGGAAUGAAAGAUUCAUCCGAGCACGGCACGACCACUUCACUGGUACCAGGACACCUUCCCGGACCAGCAGAAUAUAUUCAUCUGUCGCUUCCUGUAUUGGUGACAAACCUUUUAGUACAGAUAAUGAAGGAUCUUGACGAGUGGCCGAUUGAUAGCGUUAAAGUGUUUCUGGACGAUUCACUUUACUCUCGAGUCUGGGUCGACCACGAGCUAAGUCAGCUCUUUGUCCAAAAUGUGAAAACAGUGCUAGAAUCGGAAAACGGUGGUCAGCAAUUUGCUCAACCUCUGGUUCGACAACGUUUUCAGGGCGUUACAGUGAUGCAGGAGAUGAGAGAACUUAUCACCACUCACAUUCGGUCACGUCUUGUGGAGCUGGAAAAGGAGCGAUCAGGUAGCGUGGGUGGAGCUCCUGGUGCUGGUGGCAACCACGCUGUUCGAAACAUGAUCAUGACGCUUGCAGAAUGUGCCAGUAUCCCUCAGGUGAGACUAUUUGGUGCCGAGAAUCUGGAAGCUUGGCUGCAAAACCCGUCUGUUAAAGGCCCUGCUAAAGAGUUGCUGAACAAGAUUGUCUCGCUCUGCAAAUCGACAAGCUCCAUUGAUACUGCUACGGUGGACUUGCUAUUGAAGUUAAAGCUUAAGUCGACCAUGUUCCAACUGAAGGUUGAAGCCAUUACCCAUAUUGUAUGCAAUCAUCCCGUAUAUUUGAAGCGUGCACUAUCAAUGUUCAUUGCCCAGGAGCGCCCCAAUAACAUGUCGAGAGAUGUGGACAACAUGAAAAUGCUCCAGCACAUCUUCCGAGCAUCGCGCUCGACGUCUGCUUCCUCAAUCCUGGGUAGCUCCGACGAUUUGUUUUACCGUCGCCCGAUUGAGCACCAAGGCACUCUCGCCAGUCGAGAAUUGGCGCGUGUAUUUCGAGAAAUGGCCAGCAUUUCUGACGUAACUCCUGUGCUGAAAACUAUCGUUAGGAAGAUUCUCAAGCAACUGACAUUCGAACAAGUUGACAUUAAGGCGCUGUGCGUUGGAAUUCUCGAUAACGAUGGUCACUGGGAUGCGUUAGCCGGCGAUGCGCGUGUCUUAGACUACAUGGGACUCGUCACUGGGGUCGUAUGGCUAAUUUUGCUCAUGCGAGGAGCAGCCGUAAAGAGCCUUCAAAUUCAGCAAUCCAAUGCCGUGAAUCGCCAAAGCACCGGGUCGGCUACUCUCGCCUCGUCAGGUCUCAAGCAUGGUGGUACACAAGCUAUCUCUCGUCGUGGAGCUAACCCGCCGCUUCCACUAUCUCGAGCAAACAGGCUUGGUCCUUUAAAAGCCAAGCAGUCACUGAGCAAGUCGUCGCUUUCAUCAAGUCACGCUGCGGUUGGCAGUGGUUUCGGUGUCCCAAGUAGCCAAGGCCAAAGUGGAAAUAAUGGCAGCAAUGGUGGUGGCAGUGUAGUGUCUGAAGAGUCCAAAACGGUGAAAAUUUCUGUAUGGGCAAAGGACGAACUGCAGCAAGCACUUGCUUUCGUGCAGCGAGAGGCAAUACUUUGUUGUCGUGACGUGUUAACGCACUUUGGGCUCAACGGUGACUCACCCUUUGAGAAAACGCUCUACGAAGGCAUUGUGAAAAAGCUGCUUUUUCUCGAUAUACCUCCAGAUGUGCAACCAACAGAGCACGAUCGGACCUGCUUUCAGGCAACGCAGGAGGAUAUUCCUGUUCACCCAGACUCACUGGAACUGCUUACAAGCCUUUAUAACUCUUGCAGAGCAAUUGACCGCAUGGAGGCCCUCCGCACCUUGGAGACAGUCGUUUUCCGCGGAGCCGAGGCUCAUAUGCACCGCGAGACUCUGUGGCGUCAUCAUGCAGACGAGCUUACCUCGUAUACUCAGAAUGGCGGCGUGCUUGGCAUUGAAGUGAACGGUAGUCAGUUCGCUCAGCACUUACUGAAACUGGCGUCGUGGCAAGGCGGAGGGGACAAGCAAGAACAGGAAUUUUGCCAUUCGAGCCGCUUUUGGAUUUGUUGCUCCAUUUUGCUGGUCGUUGGAUGCUUCAACCCCAACACCGUCGGCGCUUUCUUAUGGGAGGAGUUUCCAACUUUGCGAGGAUUGAUGCAGAUGGUCAUCACCGAAAGAUAUACGUUUCCUGCUAUAAGCACCCCCGAUCCGUUACUACUCGGCAAGCACGGAGCUACAUUUCCUGACUUGAUCCAAGGCAAUAUACAGUUACGGGACUACGAGCAGCAGCUGCUUCAGCUCAACCAAGCAGAUUUGUCCGUGACGGGGGAUCCCUUGAUGCUGUUUGAUGCCAGCGGACUGGCACGCCAACCGCCACCAGCGAUUUUGGACCACUUACGUACCCUGGACCGCAAGUUUAAGCUUGGCAUGCGACUUCGGCAGAGUCGAAAGAAAGAUUUCCUCAUGGAGAUGGUUGCCGGAAGUGAUGCAAAAAAUGAACUGCAAAAUGCCAACCCGGCGGGUGCUGCUGCGAGUAGUGCGUGGUGGAUCGCAGAUCUCGUUUGCGAGGACUUCAAUACUAUGCAGUACCUACCACACGAAUGCUUAUGCCAACUGCUUCUUCUUGCUCUACGACAGAGCAACCCGAACAACCAUGCAGACUUACAAGGACAAGUCUCGCUAAACCAGCCUGCUUUGAUUCAAAUCACCCCACGCCUACUGAAAAAACUACGCGAUUACCUUGCUGAUGACAGCAGUAGCUCAUCGAAUGUCGUUCUAUUUUAUCUGGAGUGCUUGAAUUCCCGUGAGCUGGCUACGCGACGAGUAGCUAGUCGUAUUUUGUAUUUGCUGACGGCGCCUGGCAGUGUUGAUGACGUAUCAGUGGAGAUUCGUGAGGUCGUUGUUACAUUUGGUCCAGAAAGUAACCUGAGCUUUUUGUGGCUUUAUGAACUGGCAAAGUUCUCAUGCUAUAGCAGCAUUCGUAACAAAAUUUUCCGCUGUCUGGAAAAUCUGCUUGAGUUGGAAGCAUCGAUCCCUUCACUUGGUACUUGCAUGAAAGCACUGCAUGACUUCUCGAAAAAUGGGAGCGACAUAUCGCCCAGCAUGAACUCAUCCGAAAAUAUGAAACAGGAUGGUGAUAACAAUCCCCAGAAAAUAAAUGUUAAGCAAUCCCUGCUACUAGCUGGGGCGUAUGGACGACUUCUUGCUGGCCGUGGUAUGGUCGCAACAGUGCUGCUUAAGGACUACGACAUUUACGCCAUUACACUGGAGGUGAUAUGGCGUGCUAUCGAAACACAACUUGAAAUUGCUCCGCAGCUUAAGGCCACCUUGGGUAUCAGCUUUUCAGACUGCAAGGUUUUCUACGUGACCGACGGAACAAAUGCUAUCCGCGAGAUAAAACUUCCACUCACGAUUAUUCAUGGUGCCAUUCGGGUACUCUGCUCGCCACACGCACAUAACGAGCUAUCUACAUUUGACAGCAACGGAACUGCUACCUGUUUAGCAAAGUUAACGCAGAGCUUGUUCCCGAAACCGACGGCGAAUACUGCUAUCUUGUCUAGCACGGGCCUUAUCGCAACAAAGGAUCCGCGAUUGUAUCCAGACCAUUUGCUGAUCAAGCUCGCAGCAGCAGCUUCUACUACAACGUCGCACCUUUGUGGUACGGCCAUUCGCGCCAUGACGACUGAUACGCUAUGGAAUCUUCUCGAGCAGUCUGCCCUGAGUGAGCAAUGCCUUGAGAUGGCAUUGCGUUCAAUUCUCGAGACAACUAAAAAAGAUGAAAGUAAAGCCAUCGCUAGCUUGCUCGCGGCGAUGAAAACAUCAGAUAUCUCAGUUGCAGCGAGGGCUGUAUUAAUGCAAAUAAGCGCUUAUGAUGCGAUGGACUCACUCACGCCUGCUGUGGUAGAGAAACUGAAGUUGCUGCGUGAGUGGCUUCAAGACCAAUGCGGAGCGAAGGGUAGCAUGUUAACCGACGAAGAUGAUGAAGAAGCACAUUUGCUAUCUGAAGGAUUUACCACAUUCAAGAUUAAAGCAUCUGAGCCUAGUGCCACACCUCAUAUGUUUACGUUUUACGCAGAAGGGAUGGAAGAGGUGCCCAAGGUGGAGCCAACACAACAACCAAUUCCUGAGCGCCCGAAGACUGAUAUGACGAUUUUCCAGGAUACCUACUUCAUUCCAACUCACCAUCUGCAUUCAAAGAAAGAUGUGGCAGCGUCUGACGACAGUGUGUCCUUGCUCACCGGUUUAAUGAAGGAGCUCAAGCGAAGCUCUAGUUCAGGAUCUUUGCCGGCCAUUAUUGCCCCUGAAAACUUCGUAUUAGCCACAAGCCAAGCAGUGCGACGGUCUUGCCCAACGAGUGAGGACACUAUCACGCAUUCUGCAGCUAAUACGUGGAGUUUACUCAUGUCAUUGCUGCAUUUUGCGCGGUCGUCUUGCAGCUCUGAAGCUGCCGCAGCUCAGCUAGCCAAGGCGUUACUAGAAGUUGUAGGCCACUUACCAACCUGCCCAAGCGUUUCUCACCGCAAGGAAUGCAUUGGAUUCGUACGACGCGUGCUGGACAACCUCAGCGAAACGUUUACUGGUUCGUACUCUGCUUCUGUCAGCUUUAUCCAGUAUUUGUCACAGGCCUCCACGACUGAGGGGCUUUACGAACUUGAAGAUCCGUCGGUGAUGCCGGACGUUUUUGCCGUUCUGCAGUCGGUGGUACAGUUUAUCGACCGAAUUUUUGCGUGGUGGAAAAUGCAUGGUAUUACUCUUCGUUUGAAUGCUAUGGCACUUCACAGCUUGGUGGUGCUCGUGAAAGAAGUCGAGGUACUUCAGCGCCUUCAAGUCAAUUAUACCGGAAACGUUUAUAGGACUUAUGCCACGGGACUCUUGACAAGCAUAGCGCACGAUCAAGGUGACGUUAGUAGGAUGCUAAACCUGUUGGACCCUAUCAUGACUGCGGACCCGCACCUUGGAUACAUCAGUGGCAUUAUUUCUAUACAUGCAGACGUCAAGCGAGACCUCGUCGGAGCGCUGUACUUCCAGAACCCCACGCUAGUGGCUGGACUUCUGGGUGAGCUGAAUCCAGACUGGGAGUCGUUUGUCAAUUUUGAUGCUAGUGUAGACCAGCAGCAUGAUCUGAUCAUUCAGGACCGCGGGUUACUGUCUCAGGUGGACGAUAUUCUGCAUGAUCUGACGAAAGAUGGAAGUGGGGUCAUGGAACGAUUCCGUGAGCUGACCCGGUCUCACCCCAUGUUGGUGCUAUUACGUUUCCCUCGGCAGCUCAUGCAGCACUUUGGCACUGUCUCGCUGUCGCAGCUUUACCUCAAAACAACAUUCUUUCAAAACAUUCUAGGCGCAAUGCAAAUCAUGCGGCCCUACAUGCGCCAUCAGCAAAGCGUGAUGAAACCAUUUUGUCAGUUCUUGUUCGAGAUCCUGCGUGUGAUAGUCGACCACAAUGCUGUUGAAUUCCGCCGACUCGUAUCUCACACGUGGGAGUUUUUCUACGAUGCGCUGGAGGCAGACUUCGAUCUUGCGAGUGAUCUGAUCUUCUCGGAACCGCGUAUCGUAUUAUUGGAAAGCAUUGUCAACAUGUAUGAGUCGCACCCGGAGACAGUGGCAUUUGGAAAAGUCUUGGCACAGCGUCACAAUGAAUCGAGCUUGCAUGCGACGCUAGAAUCAAUUCGAACAGAACGUAGCAAGCAUCAGUCAGCAGCGAGCCAGCAACACCAGAUUGAGCAGCUGCUGACUCUAAUUGAAAGUCAAGACUCCAUGCUUGCUUCAGGUGGUAAGCCGUUGCCGGAACAUACCAACAUGACUACCAUUACCCAAGGACUGCAGGCUAUCGAUAUUGUGUGCGCUAAGACAGAUCAGGGGGCAGCAGCGGUGGCUUUGUUGCGACGUUGUACAGCUCCGGUGGCGUCGCUAUUGGUGACAGAGAAGGUGACGAAAGCAGUCAUGGCAACGCUGUGUCAAACGUUGCUGAAUCUGAUGAGGUAUGACUCCAUCUGUGUAGACGAUGUCAUGCACUAUUACGUGCAAUGCUUGCGCUCUGUGCGACCUGGUUUGAAAGAAGCUGCAGUCAAUACCGUUCUCGAGUUUCUGGUCUUUGCUGAUGCGCGACAGCGGCGACAGAUCCUGCAGCAUCUAUUCAAUGACCCAAGCGAAACUGCCAAGAACAAGCUUGGAGUAUAUCUGAAAAGCGCCGCGUUCCGGACGACACUUCUCGUUGCCUCUAAAAAAUUAACGCAAACUUGA